CGUCAUAGGGUCACAGACGACACAGUCUUUGGUCGCAUGCUUUGAUUUUUUUUAACCGAUAAAAGUUGGGGUUUUUUUCCGUUUAUCGCUUAAAACAUUUCUGUGUUGUCAAAUACAGAAUUUGGAUCAUUAACUGAGAAGAGAUGGGUCGCAAUGUACAAGCGACGUGCACACAGAACUGUCUAUUGUUUCACGGAACAGCGAAACCCUCUCCUACCUCUUUCUUCAAGGUCAUGGCUGAUGACGACUAUUUCAGAGUUUUGUAUAUACCUCCGAAGUUUAGUUCUACUGUAUCACCCUUGGUUAAUAAGAAAAUCAUUCUCAAGGAUUCAAGUGGGCAACAAUGGAAUGUUACGGUAUCAAAUGUUGAUGGUUCUUUUGCUUUUGGGGAAGGAUGGAAUGUUUUUUCAGUGGAUCAUGGCCUUAAAAUUGGAUAUUUUCUGGUAUUCAAUUAUAUUAAUGAAUUGCACUUUGAUGUCAAGAUCUAUGAUAAUUCUGGGUGUGAAAGGCUUGAUUUUUCUACAAAAAGAAAUCAGAAGAAACGAAGUAGGGACAAAGGUGGGAAGUUUGUUAGACAAGACCCAAAUUCCUCAGUUUUCUCCAAGCAGGAUGUGCCAAAAAUGAAAAGCCAGCACAAGGGGGAGGAUGAUAUAGGAGGAACAAGAAAUAACAGAGAGAAUAUUUCGAAAUAUGAUGGUAAUAAUGGAAGGGCCCAAUCUGUGCGCAUAUCAGAACACUUUGAAGACCCAAGUCACAUGACAAACAGAGAAUUUGAAGACAAAAAAAGAGAUGACCAUACCUGUGGUGUUGAUGGGACUGUGAAAAUUACAACUGGUUCUCAUGUAGUUAAUGGAUCCCAUAUAUAUCAAAAUGAUGCAACCAAAUGUAAUAAUAAAGAUCCUAUCUUUGAAGGGGUAUUGGGUACAGGAGGUACCUCAGAUGCAUCUGAAUUUGAAAUUUCUGGAAGAAAUAAUUCUCUUGGAGAGACAGAUAAAAGCACAUAUGACAAGUCUUCUACCUUAAAACCUGAUGAAAACAGAGAGAACAAAUCCAUUAUGUCCAAGAGGAAAGUUCAGGAGUGCCAUUUUGCCGAGGGCUUAGAAAGUGAACAGGCAGCGAUAUCAAAAAAGAAACAUGCUUUGCAUAUUGGUGGUUUUCAAAACACUAAACAGAUGUUCGAUGGGAUCUCAAAUCACUUAGGUGAAAUGAAGAAAGUGCCUGUGGAAAUGACUCCCACAUUGUGUAGUUUCAAGGAUAAAUUGAUUGCAAAAGGUGAACUAUCUAAAAAGAUUAAGAAAGAGCUUGUGACUUCCGAUGUGUACAAUAACAAGGAUGAAUUGGGAGCAACAGGAGGGUUGCCAAAGGUUAUAAAGGAAGAGUGCGAUCCCAGUUCUCACACGUUUAAUCAAGAUAAUGGGAGUCACUUCAAAACAGCAACCACUUUCUCUUGUGUGGUGCCGGCUGACAGUGAUUGUCUUAAAUUGCCAGCACGCUUGCCUUUGUCUCGCAGGGGAAGAGUACAAAUAGACAGGAUGGUGGUGUUCCUUCGUGAUCCACUGAGGAGAUUGUGGCCGGUCCUUUACCAUGAACAACCAUUGUUCAAAAUACUGACAAAAGGAUGGUUACAUUUUUGCAAAGCAAAUAAUAUUCAACCAGAAGAUAUGUGUAUUUUUGGGGUUGAGAACGAGUCUGAACAUAUCGUUGCCGUAGAUAUAGUCCACAAGUAAUGUAAGUAGAGGCAUGUGCAAUGUUUGGGUUUUCUUUUGGUGUAAGUACACCAUCAUGUGCACAAGUAGAAAAUACUAGUUUACAUUCUAGACUCGGAUGCUACAAUAGCUUCG
Gastrolobium bilobum is the source of this 1841-nucleotide messenger RNA. RefSeq names its product B3 domain-containing protein Os01g0905400-like. Gene Ontology annotation, molecular function: DNA binding. The transcript is spliced from 7 exons. NCBI's taxonomy places the organism in Eukaryota, Viridiplantae, Streptophyta, Magnoliopsida, Fabales, Fabaceae. The record is from RefSeq and is a predicted model, not a curated record. Bases 144 to 1727 code for a protein of 527 amino acids.